Ictidomys tridecemlineatus (thirteen-lined ground squirrel) is the source of this 1757-nucleotide messenger RNA. RefSeq names its product peptidylprolyl isomerase H (gene Ppih). The record is from RefSeq and is a predicted model, not a curated record. NCBI's taxonomy places the organism in Eukaryota, Metazoa, Chordata, Mammalia, Rodentia, Sciuridae. Gene Ontology annotation, molecular function: peptidyl-prolyl cis-trans isomerase activity; cyclosporin A binding. Gene Ontology annotation, biological process: protein peptidyl-prolyl isomerization; protein folding. Gene Ontology annotation, cellular component: cytoplasm; intracellular membrane-bounded organelle.
UACUACGCCUGCGCCGAACCCUCUCCCCCGCCGCGCAGCAUUGGGUUUAGUUCACCGGAAGCCAGAUUUCUGCUUCCGGGUCGGAGCCAUGGCGGUGGCAAAUUCAAGCCCUGUCAAUCCCGUAGUGUUCUUUGAUGUCAGCAUUGGCGGCCAGGAAGUUGGCCGCAUGAAGAUCGAGCUGUUUGCAGACGUUGUACCCAAGACAGCCGAGAACUUUAGGCAGUUCUGCACUGGAGAAUUCAGAAAAGAUGGGGUGCCAAUAGGAUACAAAGGGAGCACCUUUCACAGGGUUAUAAAAGAUUUCAUGAUUCAAGGUGGAGAUUUCGUUAAUGGAGAUGGUACCGGAGUUGCCAGUAUUUACCGGGGGCCAUUUGCAGAUGAAAAUUUUAAACUUAGACACUCGGCUCCAGGCCUUCUUUCCAUGGCAAACAGUGGUCCCAGUACAAAUGGCUGUCAGUUCUUUAUCACCUGCUCUAAGUGUGACUGGCUGGAUGGGAAGCAUGUAGUGUUUGGAAAAAUCAUUGAUGGACUUCUUGUGAUGAGAAAGAUUGAGAAUGUUCCCACAGGCCCCAACAAUAAACCGAAACUGCCUGUGGUAAUUUCACAGUGUGGGGAGAUGUAGUCCAGACCAAGACUGAGUCAGAUUUGCAGAAAAGUUGGGAAAACAGUACAUUGAACACUAGAUUCACCAUUGAUUAAUGUUUUUGUUUUAUUGUUUUGCCUUGACAUUUGUUUUUGCUUUCCCUUCUUCUCUCCACUCCCAUUUCCACUCCCUCUCCUCCUUUUUCUUAUUCAUUUUCCCCUCCUUUUUCUUCCCUUCCUCCUUCUUUCUUUCCCUCCUUUCCAUUUUUUCCCAUUUUAAUAUUGCAGACUUCUUAAGCGUACAUAACCAGAAUAAUAUUAUCUAAUAUAUAGUACAUGUUCAGACUUCCCCCGAAGUAACUUUUAGAGCUUUAAAACAAAAAGAUCCUGGCCAAGUGUGGUGUCUUGUGCCAGCUAAUUCAGGAGGCUGAGGCAGGAGGAUCACAUGAACCCAGGAGUUCAAGACCAUCCUCAGCAACACAGCAAAACCCCAUCUCAAAAAAGAAAAAGAAAAUUUAAAAGUUCAGUCAAGAUUCCUAUCAUAUUUCAUUUGGUUCUUUAUUUUUUAAUUACACAAGUAACAAUAUGAUCUCUUUUGAAAAUUUUCACACCAAAGAGAUGAAAUAAAAGCCCCCUGAAAUCCACAUUCCCUCUCACAAGUCAUUUCCUUAUCAGUUUGAGAAUUUUUUUUUCCUUUUUGUGGUGCUGAGGAUUGAACCCAGGGCCUCAAUGCAUGCUACAAAAGUACUCUACUACUGAACUACAUCCCAGCCUCUUGGUUUGAUAUAUGUUCAUUGGGACAUCUAAUUUUGGAAGGAUUUGUUUUUCCUAAUUUGUACUAGAUUGUUCUUUUUUUUCUUUCUAUUUGGCAUUAUGUCUUUUUGGGGUGAUUGGAUACCAGGGAUUAAACUCUGGGGCCCUCAUCCACUGAGCCACAUCCCUAGCCCUAUUUUGUAUUUUACUUAGAGACAGUCUCACUGAGUUGCUUAGGACCUCUCUAAGUUGCUGAGGCUUCUUUGGAUUCGUGAUCCUCCUGCCUCAGCCUCCCAAGUGUCUAGGAUUCCAGGCUUGCACCAUCGCACCCAGCUUGGCAUUAUGUCUUGAUAAUUUGUCCUUCUUGGUUCAUAUGAAACUAUCUUAUUUAAAACAGAACUAUAAUAAAUACUCUUAUCAGA